GGCUGCCUCGCCCGUCAACCACCCUCGCCAGGACCAUGCACAAGCUCGCCGUGCUCGGCAGAGACAUCCCAAAGAGACCCGGAGAUAGCCUGCUCCCUUGCCUGCCGCUGGACCGUCUUGGGUCUGAAUCUUCCCUGUCCUCUGAGUCUUCAGAAUCUUCAGAUGCAGGUCUCUGCUUGGAAUCUCCCAGCCCUAUGGACUAUCAGAUGGCAGAGCAGAUGUUUGAGCAAGCCAUUCAUGCAGCCAGCAGGGUUAUUCGCAAUGAGAAAUUUGCCUUCCGACGCUUUCAGUCCUUGCCAGAUGGAGUUGUUUUCAAGACACCAGGAAUACCCACAUCCCCCAGCCACAUGCCUGCUCUGACCCAGUGGGCCAGCCACAAAGAGACCUUUGCCCAGAGGCCCAGCUCAGCGCCCAAUCUGAUGUGCCUCAAUUCAGAGCACAAGAUGGAGGUGGAUCUGCUGAGCCCCGUAGCCCGGAGCCCCUUCUCUUUGACCCCCACCAAGGAGCCCCCCGAGGAAGAUGAUGGAUUUGUGGAACUCCUGGAGAAUGACCUAAAGGACGAUGACGACUCGGUCCCCCCAGGCAUGGAGAGCCUCAUUAGCGCCCCACUUGUCAGAACAUUAGAGAAGGAAAAGGAGCAGGAUCUUGUCAUGUUCAGCAAGUGCAGGCGCCUCUUCCGCUCCCCGUCCCUGCCUUGCAGCGUCAUCCGGCCCAUCCUGAAGAGGCUGGAGCGGCCUCAGGACCGGGAGGGCCCCGUGCAGAGCAAGCGCAGGAAGAGUGUCACCCCCACUGAGGAGGAGCUGGAGCCCGAAGAACCUAAAGCUCGUGUCCUUCGUUCCAAGUCAUUGUGUCACGACGAGAUUGAGAAUCUCCUGGACAGUGACCACCGAGAGCUGAUCGGGGAUUACUCUAAGGCUUUCCUCCUCCAGACUGUUGAUGGGAAACACCAAGACCUCAAGUACAUCUCACCAGAAAUGAUGGUGGCUUUGCUGACAGGCAAGUUCAGCAACAUCGUGGAGAGGUUCGUGAUUGUGGACUGCAGGUACCCCUAUGAGUAUGAAGGCGGACACAUCAAGAAUGCCGUGAACUUGCCCCUGGAGAAAGAUGCGGAGACCUUCCUCCUGGAGAGCCCCAUCAUGCCCUGCAACCUGGACAAAAGGGUCAUCCUCAUUUUUCACUGUGAAUUCUCCUCGGAGCGGGGUCCUCGCAUGUGCCGAUUCAUCAGGGAACGAGACCGGUCAGCCAACGACUACCCCAACCUUUACUACCCCGAAAUGUACAUCCUGAAAGGCGGCUACAGGGAGUUCUUCCCACGACACCCGAACUUCUGUGAGCCCCAGGACUACCGGCCCAUGAACCAUGAAGCCUUCAAGGAGGAGUUGAAGACUUUCCGCCUGAAGACCCGCAGCUGGGCAGGGGAGCGGAGCCGGCGGGAGCUGUGCAGCCGCCUUCAGGACCAGUGA
Molecule: messenger RNA, 1463 nt
Organism: Suncus etruscus (white-toothed pygmy shrew)
Lineage: Eukaryota; Metazoa; Chordata; Mammalia; Eulipotyphla; Soricidae
Gene: CDC25B
Product: cell division cycle 25B
Exons: 15
Coding region: 36-1463 (475 amino acids)
Biological process (GO): positive regulation of G2/MI transition of meiotic cell cycle; protein dephosphorylation; positive regulation of G2/M transition of mitotic cell cycle
Cellular component (GO): nucleus; cytoplasm
Molecular function (GO): protein tyrosine phosphatase activity
Source: RefSeq, a predicted model, not a curated record